AUGACUGGGACACUCGCUAUGAUUUACCGGAUUUCUAUGCCAAGUGCCAUGGGAUACAACCGAAUGCCUUUCGCCCUCUGUCCCGAAAUCGAUGUUGGAGACAGUAACGAGGACAACGUAACCGAGCAUAGGACAAGGUCGCGGUUGUUAACCCUGGAAAUAUAUGCCAUGGAGUUUAAUUUCGUUAGUGCUCCUGAACUGAAUGCUGCAAUGAGGAUAAUCUUCAACUCUCUUGCUCCUCAAGCCUUCCUCCUGACCCUCAGUUUUCCCGUUUUCCUCGAUAUUGCCGUUCGCCCAAACCUGUACCAGCUCGUAGUACGUUUCCACCAGUACUACUGGCUAGCGGCUACUUUCAAGUCACGAUACUCCCCCAUUUCGUCAAUAACACACGCGAAACGAGUUGCCGCUUUUCCAUUACCAAGGGUCUCUGACCCUCUACGCGUGACCGUCGCUUCAAUAUUCGCCAUGCCAGUCCUAGCUACCUAUGCUGGGUUGUCGACGACACGGUCAAUGAAGCGCGCUCGAAUAGUGCAAUGGCAAGAAUCGAUUCGACACGUCCAAAGGAUGUGCCUGAAGGUGUUCAGAGAGCACCGUCCAGGAACCUUGAGGAGUGCCGGCCCCGCAUCUUCGUGCUACAACUGUUCGGCUUCACUGGUCUCCAUGACACAAGAAGAAGGCGGGUCCUGUAUAUGCACCACGCUGGUCGUCGGUAGUCUCGUCAGCAUUGUCAGCCACUGGCUGCCUCGUCAUGCCGUUAUUGUUGCCUGGUCUAGAUGGAGCCGAGACUCAUGCGGGUGGGUAUUCAUACAGGCGCAACUUGGACUCUGCUCUUCAUUCCGCCUCUUCCUCUCCUCGAUUCUCUCCCUUUCGUUCUCUCUUGCCUUGACUCCUAUCCUCGAGAGCAUGUUCUUCUCACUGUUUAGCAUGCAUUCAAAAGGCGACAUUGCUGCUAGCACGGCAAACAAAGAGUAUCCUUCUCGAGCUAUACUUGUAACACGACGUCGAGGUUUCUGGCUCAAGUACAGUAAAGAAAGGUCUAACGAUAUUUAUGCCAUUCAAAAUGGGGCCUUGUCGCGUUAUACACCCUGUCGACGCUGUUCAAAUCUAGAACGAAGCCAUGAAGAUAGCCAGGUGGAGAACGGGGUGAAAUUGAACGUCAAACGAAGAUAUCACGGUCGUCAGUGUGAAAUAUUAAUGGGUGGACUGAAAUUUCUUGGUGUCGAACUCAUGGGCAGCAAGGAAAAGCUUUGUUUUUCUUGGGGGUUUUCUAUCACGUACAGUAUUCCACAUCAUUUGAAUGCUAAGGAUUCGGAGCUCGAAAGGAUCGUCAGUGGGGAUAGUGGCAGGUUGGCAAUUGUAGGUCACUAUUCGACAUUCGGUGAGGCAUUUUCCGUUGCUUUGGGGAUCAACGAUCUCUGGCAGAUGCUCGAGCGUGGACCAACUUUGCACAUCCCACUCGUUCGGUAUUCACAGCUGCAAUAUCCGUAUAAUAAAGACAAGAGCCCUCUACGGAUUUCUGUUAGGAACACCAGAGGUAUGCACCAUUGUCGUGAUUGUUUGAACUCGUCUAAUAAACAGAUACGACUAGAAGAAUUUUUGAGCGGUGCCACGCUGCCAGUCUCGAAGACUAGGGAAAAAUCACGGCAAAUUUACAGGGCUGUCGAUAAAGCACGCGCAAGCCUCGCGGUUGUUGCACUCUCAAGAAUACAGAGUGAAGGAACUAGCAUCGGGCAUGCGUGCACUGAAGGACAUGCGCGGACCAGAGUGAGGUGGACGAGGGGAAGAGGAGCGCGGAAAGAGAUGCCCGAAGACGUGUACAUGGGAGGGAGGCAUGCGGAGAUGCACGCGGGAGAGAGACAUGUCCGAAAGCGCGCGUGGGAAGGGAGUGGACAUAGCAGAGGGUGGUUGUGGGAUGGCCUGGUUGUGACUGAAGGAAGAAAAGGGAAGAUGGCGUGGCGAGGACGGAGGUGGUAA
Molecule: messenger RNA, 1974 nt
Organism: Desarmillaria tabescens
Lineage: Eukaryota; Fungi; Basidiomycota; Agaricomycetes; Agaricales; Physalacriaceae
Exons: 21
Coding region: 1-1974 (657 amino acids)
Source: RefSeq, a predicted model, not a curated record